Molecule: messenger RNA, 1572 nt
Organism: Alternaria arborescens
Lineage: Eukaryota; Fungi; Ascomycota; Dothideomycetes; Pleosporales; Pleosporaceae
Exons: 2
Coding region: 1-1572 (523 amino acids)
Biological process (GO): protein insertion into mitochondrial inner membrane from matrix; mitochondrial respiratory chain complex III assembly
Cellular component (GO): mitochondrial inner membrane
Molecular function (GO): ATP hydrolysis activity; ATP binding
Source: RefSeq, a predicted model, not a curated record
AUGUUCGGAUUCCGAACAGCGUCUACUAUAAAUCCACAGACAGGCUUCGUUACUCUCUCUUUCUUUCCAAAACGCCUACCAAAAUACGGCGGCGGACCCCCACAGUCGAACUACGAGAUGGAUUUCUCCCGCCUCCAGGCUAUUAUAUCCGAAUUCAACUCUACAAACAACAAUGCAACCAGCACAAGCGUGCCAUCAACAGUACUAGAGAUGUUUGUUCCAGGCUACAGCACAAUCGCUCAACUAACAUUCCGCUAUCUGGGUUUCGACAUCGGCGUCUUUGUCACGGGAUGGCUUGUCCUCUUUGGCCUGUAUCACGGAGCCAUCUUUACUUACGGCCGAGCUUACGACUAUUUCACCGUCUACUACACGUCGUCCGUCGUUAUUGACAAAUCCGAUAUCCUGUACGACCACGUCAUGAGCUGGAUAGCGGUGCAGCACCUGACGACAUCUAGUAGACGUCUGACUGCAGCUACCCGCCACGUUCGCGGAAUCGAAGACGCAGAUGAUAGUGACGACGGAUUGGAUGAAUAUGGAAUUUUCAAUAAUGUGAAGUGGGCGGGCAACAUACCACCAGUAUAUCAGCCCAGUUUCGAUGACUACAACUUUUAUCACCAGGGUCGAUGGUUUAGUUUUGCGCGUGUCAAGAAGGAGCAGACCCGUGGACGGAGAGACAGUUACGAUAAGCAGGUUGUACUGUGCUGCAGGGGGAGGGGAACUGAGCCUAUUAAGCAACUGCUUAUCUACGUCAAAAGGUGGAGUCUUAACAAGGCAAGUACAACUACAUCGAUUUAUCAAGCUCCAAAUCAAAACGGUCGCGGGGAGCGGUACUGGAGACGUAGGAUCGUUGCGGAUAUCAACGAGUAUCUCAACCCUGCCACGGCGCGUUGGUAUGCCGCACGUGGCAUCCCUCAUCGCCGUGGCUAUCUCUUCCAUGGGCCACCAGGAACAGGGAAAACAUCGCUUUCUUUUGCUCUAGCUGGCAUAUUCGGUCUGGAUGUGUACUGCCUCUCUCUCAACGACGGCAUCACCGAGUCCGAGCUGAGUUCCUUACUCAACGAACUUCCUCGUCGAUGUUUCCUUCUCCUUGAAGACAUCGACGCUGCGGGUAUUCGGCGUGAGGGUCUUGCAUCUCCCGUUCUAGCUACCGAUGAUACCACAGUUGUUCUUGAGGCACACAAGAUUGGAACACAGGACAAGCCAGGUAUUACACCAUCGAAAGCUCAUAGUAUUCUUGCGUGGCCUCUGAUACUAGUUAGGUUGCCCUUCAGUCUCUUCACCCGGUUUGCGAAGCAGGAGGAGCCAGUAAAGGACCCCGCACUUCCAGAAUCUCCAAAAAAGUCUGCGCAUAAGGCAGUGGCGAACGUAGCCGAAAAGUCACUUUCAGAAGCAACGGAUAAGCCAGUUUCAACAGAAGUCUCAAGAGGAAGUUUGGGCUCCAUAAGUCUAAGUGGACUGCUCAAUGUCAUCGAUGGUGCCGCUUCCCAUGAGGGUCAUGUGCUCAUCAUGACUACCAAUACACCAGACAAGCUGGAUGACGCUUUAACCCGACCGGGUCGCGUUGAUCUCUAG